GCUGCAAUUCGUCGUCAAUGUCGGUUUUUAGUUGCUCGAUUGGCGUCAUGUGGAACACAGAGGAUAUUAGAUUGCUGCGAAGUGGACCUAGCAAUGAAGUUUAUAAAAGAAUUUUCCUAUAUAGCAGCUGGCUGCUCUAUUGGAUUGCACGGUGUUGUAAUUUUCUCAAGUUACGCUAUAAUUCGCACAGUAGGCGAUUGGAGCACACGCAAUAUAAUAUUAUUAUUACAAAGUUAAUUCUGACGGUUAAAUGCCUUUUUUUGCUGAGACACAUUGUGGAUUACAUGGUGAUUGGGUUUGUGAUCUGGAUUCAUUUAUUUCGAGUUGAAAAGGCGGAUGGCCAAAACUUUCUGAUCAGCUUGGCCAUGCAAGGGAUUUCCAUAAACGUACUACGCCGCAUUGUGAUAUUUCUGCAUUCCCAGGAGGAUUGCAGACUGAUAAAGCAGUUGGUCAACGAAAUCAUCUAUAUCUCACGCACCAUCGAGUCUAAAUUUGGCAUGAUUUAUCACUGUGAAUUUAGUCUAUUGGGGCUUUAUCUGUGCAAGAUGUACUUGGUAUACUUAAUAAUGGAGACCAUGUGGUAUAAGCCUUACUUUUUAUGGAUCAACUUAUUUUACUGGAUACUAAUGGAGUACUGUGAAUUUGCCUACUUCCUCUAUCAAUUAAUUUUACUCAAUUGGUAUCGCAACCUGUCCUUCUUUCUGCAGUCCUUAACUGAGUAUCAUGAGACCCUAGAGUUUAUAUCCCGUCAUUAUCAUCGCCGUCUGUUGUUGCUUUUCAAGGUUCAUUUGCGGAUUAUUAAACUGCAUAAAUAUAUAAAAGAGAAGGUAGCCUGGUUACCCUCAGCCAUCUACUUGGGCAUAUUCACUAGCAUCUUCAAUAUGGAACUUCUUCUGGAGUGUAUGAUCUAUGCUCAGGAUGAUAUCGAGAAUAAAAUGUAUAUAAUAGCUGAUGGUUGUCUGGGUCCCGCACUUGUUCCUCUGCUCAAUGUGUUAAUCCUUGGCAUAUGUACAGAUCGAUUACGCAGCGUAGAGUUGACUCUACAACAACAGAUUGUGAUCAUAAAUAUUCAAUAUAUUCGUAAGGCCUAUCAACACGAUAAUACACUUAAAGUGCUCCAUAAUGAGCAUACUUCAUUGAUUGUGCACCAAAAACUGGAACCUCUUUUAAAUGAGAUUGUAUUUGGAAUGAUUUGCGAUCGAGAGUUUGCCUUCGACUACUUUCUGACUGUAAUGAUAACCGCAUUAUCUUUUAUACAAUACACCGUUUCAACAAAUCGAAAUGUCGCCGAGUGUGUGUCCCACAAGUAG
Molecule: messenger RNA, 1310 nt
Organism: Drosophila innubila
Lineage: Eukaryota; Metazoa; Arthropoda; Insecta; Diptera; Drosophilidae
Gene: Grl43a
Exons: 2
Coding region: 18-1310 (430 amino acids)
Source: RefSeq, a predicted model, not a curated record